Penicillium samsonianum is the source of this 711-nucleotide messenger RNA. Its product is annotated as GNAT family N-acetyltransferase. The transcript is spliced from 3 exons. Gene Ontology annotation, molecular function: acyltransferase activity, transferring groups other than amino-acyl groups. NCBI's taxonomy places the organism in Eukaryota, Fungi, Ascomycota, Eurotiomycetes, Eurotiales, Aspergillaceae. The coding region runs from base 1 to 711 and encodes 236 amino acids. The record is from RefSeq and is a predicted model, not a curated record.
AUGGCUGUUGAUGUCGUACCUCUUACCGAGGCAGAUAUCCCCGGUGCUAUUGAAGUAAUUCAACGGGCAUUUGCAGACGAUCCCUACUUCAAGUGGGUCUUCGAUUCAUCCAAGUUCAACAAGCAAAGAAACUACGAUUCCCUCGCAGCACGCUGCCACUGGGGAAUCAAGAAUGCACUAUUCUACGUCGCAAAAGAAAUCCAAGACAUCGACUCCAAAUCCCACAGAACCCCACUAACCCCAACCCCAAUCCUCGGCGUCUCCUGCUGGCUAGCGCCCCACCCGUCCACGCAACCAGAGAGCUGGUACUCCUGGUUCCAAUCAUGGACCCUGUCCUUCAGACAGAUGCUCAACAAUAUCCGGUACUUUGGUCGCGGCGGGCUGUGCGCGAACAGGUACUGGAUCUGGAAACAGCGGCAGGCCGAGGCGCAGGCUGCUAUCUGGGAUGAUCCGCGCGGGUACUAUUUCUGCAAUAUUGUUGCUGUUAGCCCUGAAGCGCAGGGGAUGGGUGUCGGUAGGUUGUUGUUUGAGGCUGUUACGAAAAAGGCAGAUGAUGAGGGAGUCAAGUGUUAUCUCGAGAGCUCGAAGAGUGUGCCCAAUGUGGCGAUCUAUGAGCGUAUGGGCUUUCACAUGAGUAAGGAGAUGGAGUGUCGAGAUGGGGCGGAUGCUUGCAUGUUGUACUGCAUGGUCCGGGAUCCGAGGACGGAGUGA